Messenger RNA from Paramuricea clavata, 432 nucleotides. NCBI's taxonomy places the organism in Eukaryota, Metazoa, Cnidaria, Anthozoa, Malacalcyonacea, Plexauridae. The record is from the annotation of a GenBank genome assembly.
AUGAUGGAAAAGGAAGGAAACGAUUAUGACGAUGAAAAUGAACUGCUUACGACUCAAGGCAACGGCUGUGCGACGAACACGGAGCUUUUGGGACGGGAAUACUACGCUAUGGCAGAACUAUACCCGAGCAAGGAGCCGAACAGGAACGUUUGUGAUAAACACAGCGAGGAAAAUAGCGAGAAGGAAGCCGAGAAGCAUGUCCUGGUCACAAGUAAUUUCGCCAAAAUCGAAGCAGACGUAGAGCACGGUUUAAUUCCGUUCAGGAUGGAAGGAAGAGGAAGCAGAUGGCUGAGUAAUAUUCAGUGUGUAAUGAUAAUGCUGUGCUUUUUGAUCGUCUUCAUCGUUUGCAUCGUGCCGAUUUUUUUCUCGCUGAAACACGCGGUCACAGGCGAUAGCGACAAACACGAUCAGUUUUCGAUCAUCGGGAACUGA